AAUCGACACUGACUUCCUCAGUCGGAGGGUGGAGUAGAGAGCAGCGAGCGAGCAAGGAGGAAGACGUCAGAUUGUGGAUUAUCUGUAUCUCCCGUUUUAGCGUGUUGACAGCUUUUUGUUUUGGGAAACAAGGUGUCGGUCUUAACCGCAAGGUCUCCAAAAUGACCGAGCAACGGAGUGGCUAUCAGCAGCUCACCAAUGAAGAGGAGGCUGGUGAGGUCCCCCAGGAGACAGCUGACGCCCCUCCGCCUUACAACCACAUUGCUGGAGGAGACGGAUGCUACCCCUCUCCUCCGUCGUACAACGUUGCCACUACAUUGCCCACUUAUGAUGAAGCAGAGAGGACCAAAGCUGAGUCUGCCGUGCCCCUUGUCACUGGAAGGGAGGAGGACUUUAUUGCCAGGGAUGACUUUGACGAUGCUGACCAACUACGGAUUGGCAACGAUGGCAUAUUCAUGCUGACGUUCUUCAUGGCCUUCCUGUUCAACUGGAUCGGCUUCUUCCUGUCCUUCUGCCUGACCCCCUCUGCCGCUGGUCGCUAUGGCGCCAUCUCAGGCUUCGGCCUCUCCCUGGUCAAGUGGAUCCUCAUCGUCAGGUUUUCCACCUACUUCCCUGGCUACUUCGACGGGCAGUACUGGCUGUGGUGGGUCUUCCUUGGGCUGGGAUUCCUGCUGUUCUUCAGAGGGUUCAUAAAUUACUCCAGAGUGCGGAAGAUGGCCGAUUCCUCCUUCUCCAGCAUGCCCCGGACCAGAGUACUCUUCAUCUACUGAAGGGUGCCCACAAACAUCGCUCUGUAUGAGAAAUCUACAGAGGCUAAAACAUCAAAGAAAAAGAAGAAAAUGGCUUUUAAAAAAUGAUGACGUACCAUUUAGCUAUGAUGAAUGAUUCUUUGUUUCUUUGUGCACAUUUUUACUAAUGGAUGCUGAUAGUACUGUAACCAUUUACUUGUUAGUAGCUCAUGUCAAGUGCUAUUUUUCCAAUUAAUCUGUGAUGCCUUAUGUAUCAUUUGCUGACGGUUGUUAAUUAACUAACAGGAGCAGGCUUGUCAACGCUGUAGAACUGAAAUCAUGUUUCUGCUUUCGGACAGCAGGGGGCAGCCUUGCUUAAUGUGUUUUAUGUUUGUUUUUUUGUUUUGGAACAAGAUUUUAAUUUUUUUGAAGGGGUUAAAUGAAAUACUGUACUUGGUACUUUCUUCUGCGCCAUCAUUUUGAGUUUCUGUAUAUGGAUGAUAAAACCUCAACUUUCGAAAGGUUUGGGUUACUUAUUUGUUUUUACUUUGUAAGUAAGUAUGUAAACUUUUAGUGUGACAUUUUAAAUUCAGUGUUUGAUAUUUUAAGAAAAACAAAAAAAAGAUGGCGGUUUUUAGUCAGUGACACACAUGGUACUGUAGACAUGCGUUCUUCAAAUCUUCAAAUAAAUCUGUUUUAAAAGUG
Engraulis encrasicolus (European anchovy) is the source of this 1433-nucleotide messenger RNA. It is a transcript of the gene ndfip1, whose product is annotated as Nedd4 family interacting protein 1. Gene Ontology annotation, molecular function: WW domain binding. The record is from RefSeq and is a predicted model, not a curated record. Bases 162 to 770 code for a protein of 202 amino acids. NCBI's taxonomy places the organism in Eukaryota, Metazoa, Chordata, Actinopteri, Clupeiformes, Engraulidae. Gene Ontology annotation, cellular component: Golgi apparatus; perinuclear region of cytoplasm; endoplasmic reticulum. The transcript is spliced from 8 exons. Gene Ontology annotation, biological process: ubiquitin-dependent protein catabolic process; positive regulation of protein ubiquitination; metal ion transport.